UUUCCUUUUCAUUCACCGACGCCUCCUCAGCCAUAAUAGUCAUCAUCUCUGGCCUCUACUCAUUCUAUAAUAUAGAGUAGAGAGAGGGAGCGAGGGACUGACUGGUCGGUGGAUCUGAAGGAGACAUCGGCGGGCGGUGAAUAAAGAAAGACGAGAUGUCGUCUGGAAGGUACAUGGCUUACUCGCCCUCUCCCUCUGCCCCUCACUCUCCUCACAUCGGCCCCGCCGCCGCCAGUGGUCUACGCUCCGCCGCCUCCGCCCUUGCUGAGCAGGAAAAGUAUUUAUCCGAGUUACUUGCGGAAAGGCAUAAGCUUAAUCCGUUUAUGCCAGUGCUGCCCCAUAGUUAUCGACUGUUGAAUCAGGAAAUAUUGCGUGUAACCACACUCUUGGGGAAUGCAUCAGUUUUAGAUCAAAGUGGGCUUGAACAUGCUAGCCCCCUGGCUUCAGGAGGAAUAUAUUCACAUGGAGGAGCUAAUGUGAACAGAUGGGCAUCACCAUUUCAAUCCGAAAUAUCAGGUCUGAUGCAGCCACCAUCUGCACAAAAUUGGUUAGGUUCUCAAGCAAGCUCAUCAGGUCUUAUAGUGAAACGCACAAUCAGGGUUGACAUUCCAGUGGAACAGUAUCCUAAUUUUAAUUUUGUUGGACGCCUCCUUGGUCCUAGAGGGAACUCUCUCAAGAGAGUUGAAGCCAAUACUGACUGUCGUGUUCUCAUUCGAGGCCGUGGCAGCAUUAAGGACCCAACAAAGGAAGACAUGAUGAGAGGCAAACCAGGAUAUGAACAUCUAAAUGAACCACUUCACAUACUAGUUGAAGCAGAAUUGCCAGUUGAGGUAAUCGACGCUCGUCUGAUGCAAGCACGUGAGAUACUUGAGGAUUUGCUGAAGCCUGUGAUUGGGAUAUCCAAUGAUGAAGCAUUCUGUCCUCUUCAAAUGCAGGAUGAAUCUCAGGACUUCUAUAAAAAGCAGCAGUUACGAGAACUCGCCAUGAUUAAUGGCACUCUUCGUGAAGAAGGUUCCCAAAUGUCUGGAUCUGUGUCCCCUUUCCAUAACAGCCUUGGGAUGAAGAGGGCCAAAACGAGGGGGUAAUCCAUCCCUUUUGGUGAUUGGCUUUUGGAGCUUGUGUGUUGAUCUCUCCAGUGAAUAGCAGUUCCGCAUGCAAAGGUAUUGCUGGGUCAGCAGAUCCUUCCAAAUGCCAUCGGGGCACUGGUGCUACUCUGCCGGUUCUAACUUGUUUCUAUAUGAUAUGAAGUGUGUUUCAUACUACUUGGAAGAUAAAUAGCAAGAGUAUAACAUAGUAACAGACCUUAGGGGUCUGAGGGUUUGCUUAUGAACACUUUCCUUGCUUGGUGGAGCAUUUGCUUUACAAUGCUAUUCUUGUGCUAUAGUCUCUCUCAUUGUAAGAGUGUGAUGGAAGUUUUGAUAACAUGGGGAUUCUUGUAAGACAUGUAAAAAGGUCACCAUUGCUGUCAGACGUAUGUACAAUAAGUGUAGGAUUGCUUCUUUAGUUCUGUUGAGGCAUUCUUUUGGAAGUGAUUUUAUGAGUUGUAUGCUUCAAUGACCUCUUCCAUAUUCUCGGCUUGUUCUUUUAGCUUA
Coffea eugenioides is the source of this 1592-nucleotide messenger RNA. RefSeq names its product KH domain-containing protein At5g56140. Gene Ontology annotation, cellular component: nucleus. The transcript has 7 exons. Gene Ontology annotation, molecular function: mRNA binding. Lineage: Eukaryota; Viridiplantae; Streptophyta; Magnoliopsida; Gentianales; Rubiaceae. The coding region runs from base 156 to 1085 and encodes 309 amino acids. The record is from RefSeq and is a predicted model, not a curated record. Gene Ontology annotation, biological process: regulation of mRNA splicing, via spliceosome.